AUUUCUUGAUACCCAACACGACGAAAACCUCGAGACCUACUUUGACCACUUCCAAACAACACACACCAAAAACCUCAACUUUCACCACCAACCUACCUUCAGUUGUACAACACACAACGAAUCAUCAACACGCCUCAAACCACCUCUACCAUAUCAGAACCAACCAACCAACCUAGUAACAACACAACACCCUAAAAAACCUACAAACAACAUGUCUUCAACAAAAACCGCCGCCCCUUCCAGCAUCAUCACCUCCGCUCCCUACUCGGACCUCACCGAAACCCUAACCAAAUCACCCACGUCUUCUACCUCCCCCGCCACCACCAGAAGCAAAUCGCACUCGCAAAGCUCAACCUCCUCCUCCUCCUCAGACGCCUACGCCCAAAGAGCCAUGGACCACACCUCGACCUGGCAACCCAAGCUCGACCGCCGACAGAGCUGGUCGCAGGAGCAGUACAAGCAUGAGAUGCAGCUGAGGAGCGGAUCAACAGGCGGGAGUGUGAGGAAGGUUGGGGAAGAGGGGUUUACUGAGGGGGGACAUGGGUAUUGAGACCGAGAGAAAUUGAGGAUGGUGAUGAUGAUGAUGAUGAUCUCCGACAUACCUCUCUCUCUCUCUUUGACUUCGAUAUCGAAAUUGGACA
Molecule: messenger RNA, 641 nt
Organism: Neurospora hispaniola
Lineage: Eukaryota; Fungi; Ascomycota; Sordariomycetes; Sordariales; Sordariaceae
Exons: 2
Coding region: 212-550 (112 amino acids)
Source: RefSeq, a predicted model, not a curated record